Molecule: messenger RNA, 2074 nt
Organism: Schistosoma spindalis
Lineage: Eukaryota; Metazoa; Platyhelminthes; Trematoda; Strigeidida; Schistosomatidae
Source: the annotation of a GenBank genome assembly
AAUAAUAAACAUAUGCGCUACUAAUCCUCGUGUAGUAUGAGUUGUUGAUAACAUUUCUAUAUUCAUCAAUAGUAUAUUAUAUCUACAUUGAUUUGCCUCAUUGUAACUUGUAUUUGUAUUUGAUGUGGCAGAUGCUCUGAUAUCUUUAUGACCGUGAUAAUCUGUAAUAUAAUAUGGAAGAAACAGUUGUUACUCCACUAAAUGCAUCUUCCUUUUCGCGUCAUUUUUCUAUACCUUAUGAGCAAGUAAAAGAUCAACAAUGUCCAGAAGUAACUAUUGCUGUAAAUCCGCAUAUAGGAUGGUAUAAAUCAAGUGCUGACCGUAAAAUGUUUCCGUUCCUCAGUACAAAGAAUCCAAUCGAACCAGAUAUCAAAGCAGAGGAUUUUAUUUUAUACAAGAUGAUAACAAAUUAUGAGGAUGUAUUUUAUUGCCGUCGUACACCUGAAAACGAAUCAAUACGUCUGCUGUACUGUUCUCAUGCUUUAAAUCAUUCGCUUAGAUGUCAGACGCUUGUAUCGAAGAAUAAUGAAAAAGAAAAACAAUUCGGUGCGUCUGAUUCUUUACGAGAUCAAGGAUUUCAUCGGGCACGUACUCUUAUUUUAGCACCAACUAAAGAAGCGGCCAGGCGAAUAGUUCAUACGUUUUUCCAUUUGAUGCCUAAAGGCUCCACAGUAAGUCAUCGACGUCGUUUUGAACGAGAUUUUGGUCCACAACCUGGAGAUACUGACAAAGAAAAGAAAAAGGGAAGAAAACCUAAAGAUUACGAAGAAUGGUUCAGUGGUAAUUCCAGUGACAAUUUUCGUAUUGGUAUGGCAUUUUCUAAAAAGUCUGUAAAAUUGUAUUCUGCAUUCCGUGAUUCCGAUAUAAUUCUAGCUUCUCCUUUGGGAAUUAAAACUGUUAUCGAUGAUGAAGUAGAGAAAGAAGCUGAUGUUCAAUAUAUCAUAGCAUCUAUCGAAUUGUUGAUUAUCGAUCAAGCUGAAAUGUUACUAAUGCAAAAUUGGGCUACUGUACAACAGAUUGUCUCUUUACUCAAUCAACGUCCAACUGUUCCUGUGUUUGCAUCAGCUGCACGUAUUCGAUUAUGUUACUUAGCUGGUUAUGGUAGACGUUAUCGUCAAACUCUACUAUUCUCUGCUGUAUCAAAUUUUUUGAUCACAUUAUUAUCAGGUGAAUGUGAAAAUUUUCAAGGCAUGAAUUAUAUACCGCCAUUAUCACGUUACCCUGAUUUAUAUCCAACAUUUUUACCCGACUGGGUACGUAUUCCUGGCCUGAAAGCACCUAUUCGAACUGGACAAAAACGUCAACAUUCAGAUAUGAGUGCUAUAAAGGAAGGAGAUAAAUCAUUGACAAAUUAUAACUUCAAGUUACAUCUGAUUUCAUUUGUAGUUCCUGGACAAAUUCCUGUUAAAUUAUCUUGUACAAAAUUGUUCAGUAAAAAUAACCAAUCAGAUUCAGAUGAUGAGAUAGAAAUAUCACCUAAUAUGACCACUGAUAAUUCUCUUCAUUGCCUUUCUAAUCCCUUGAAAAUAGAUUCAUCAACAAAUUCACUACUAUUAUCUACUAAAACACUUGGAUUCACUGACUACGCAUAUUUAUCAGGACGUAAUGUUUCUAUAGCCCGAUUAAAUGCCUUUAAACAACGAAUAUUACCUAGGCUACGUCGAGGUUCAGAUCCCCGUGUACUUAUAUAUGUGCCAGAUUUCUACGAUCUUGAAGAAUUGCGCCAAAUUUUACUUGCUGAAUCGUUGGAUUUUUGUUGUAUUAAUGAAUAUACAGAAGACUCAGAAGCAGAACGAUUUCGUACUUUGUUUGGUGAUGGUCGUAUUCGUAUUUUGUUAAUAACUGAGCGUUAUCACUUCUUUCGAAGGCGAAAAAUUCGUGGACCUCAAACAUUUAUUUUUUAUGGUCCACCAACAUUUCCAUGGUUUGUCAAAGAAUUAUACGAUUUCCGACAUUCAGAAAACGAAAUACAAUACAAUAUGACUAUACUCUAUUGUCAUCCAAUAGAAACUCAUAUUGUAUCUAUGAUAACUGGUUCAGUAGAAUUUUAAUAAAUAAUGAUACUUUCAUGUGU